UCCCCACCUUGCACGCUCAGGCGGUGAUCAGCUGACAUGUCAUAAUAAUACGCAGCGUGUGUUGGUAUGUUUGUGCUCGUGAGUUGCUUGGCUACACGUUGAAAAUAUGGCCACUAAGAUGGAGCUCGCGCCACUCCGACCGUUGGAUGAUUUCUUUCCUGGAGCGGAUCGUUUUGCCAAACCAGAAUUUGGGGAUUUGGCGAAAUGGAACAACAGAGUGAUCAGUAAUUUGCUGUACUACCAGACCAAUUAUUUCGCCGUGACUCUGGUCGUUUUCCUCAUUGUGGGAUUCCUGAACCCGUUUGGCAUGUUUCUGGGAGGAGCUGUGGUCGCCCUGGUCUUCGGGGGCUCCGUGUGGGCAGGCGAGAACAAAGCCACCAUCAAGAAUUUCAAGAGGAAGAACCCCACCCUGUUUGUGGUGGUGGUCAUGAUCACCAGCUACUUCCUGCUGUCGCUCUGUGGUGGAGUCAUGGUGUUCAUCUUUGGCAUCACCUUCCCUCUGCUGCUGAUCCUGAUCCAUGCCUCUCUGAGGCUGCGCAACAUGAAGAACAGACUGGAGAACAAGAUUGAAGGUGUCGGGCUGAAGAAGACUCCCAUGGGUGUCAUCAUGGACCUUCUGGAUCAGCAGGAGGAGAAAAUGAACAAGAUACAGGAUUUUAUUGAGAGCAAACUGAAGGAUUAAGGCUCUAGCUGAGAGCAUGCAGCACAAAGUCAGUGUCAUAAGUUAUGGGCUAAAAUUUCCGUAGCAUCUUCCCAAGUGUCACAUUUUUUAUCCCCUUUAAAAAAUACUGAAGUUUGCAAUCCCACUUUACACUGUUACUCUAUGUGUUUGGUUAGUUUACAGGCUACAUGCACAGAAAUAACAGUAUUUGCACAGUCAACACAUGGAUCAGAUGAGGGACUACAGAUUACCAAAGUUGUGAGCAUUCCUAUAUAAAACAAUCUCUGCACUUUGUUCUAUCUGAUGACUGACUAUUUACAAUAUUACAUAAUGGAGAAUAUUUAAACACAAUUUAGAUAUUUAAAAAAGUAUUUCUUUGAAGAAAUUGAAAUUAAAUGCUUUUAGUUUGCUACCUCAGAAGUAAAGGCAUGGCAGAUCAUAUUUGUGACCUGACACCCAUUAAUUUUGCUUAUUAAACAGCAAUAACGCUCCUCUUUAGAAUUCAGGUGAUGGAUGAGACCGAUGAGACACAGAAUUGCUUUUAGUGUGGACGUCGUUCUCACUACAGUUCCUGACCAUACAGUCUGACCUGAGACCCCCCCCACACACACACACACACACACACACACACACACACACACACACACACACACACACACACACACACAGCUAUGCAAUGUUGUAAAACGUAUGGCAAGUGAAGCUUUAUUGUUUACAUAUUAUGUCAUGUUUGAUGUUGCUUCUGUUAAGUCUUUAUUUUCAAAAAUUAGCAUGCAGAAAUAUAUCAAAUGGAUCCUGAGCGAGCAAUGCAAGUAUAUGAUUACAUUUGAAGUGUUUCAUUUCAGACUGUUCUCUCAUUUAGUAAAUGCUGAACUGUACAUCCUGCACUAUGUUAUUUCCCCAUCAAACCCUGCGUCCUUGUAAAAAGCUGAUUGUCUGCCAGCUGUAAUGUUAAAACUCACAGAAUAGAGAACACGCUCGUCUCCUGUUGCUUCGUGUCGUGCAUGCUCAUGCCGCUUUCAGGUUCUGUAGCACUUUAGUGACAUUGCAUAUGUUAUACAGAGGCUGUAUUAUAUAAUAUUUAUGCUGUUGUGGCUUUGUUAUACUUGGAGAAUGAUGGGGAAAUCACAGAGCUGGAGGUUAAACUCUUCUAUGAAAAUAAAGAUAACGUGAGUUGUUACAAAUUUA
Molecule: messenger RNA, 1849 nt
Organism: Betta splendens (Siamese fighting fish)
Lineage: Eukaryota; Metazoa; Chordata; Actinopteri; Anabantiformes; Osphronemidae
Gene: arl6ip5b
Product: ADP-ribosylation factor-like 6 interacting protein 5b
Exons: 3
Coding region: 107-682 (191 amino acids)
Biological process (GO): negative regulation of transport
Cellular component (GO): membrane
Source: RefSeq, a predicted model, not a curated record